CUUCUGUGCGUACGGAUGGAGAAUGCCUCAUCUGUGACCGCCACCUCUGUGUCGAACAUAUUGAUCACGGCUGUCCUAACAUGGCAGGACGGGGCACCAUACGACUCCGCCGCCCGAGAAGCAGAAGAAAAAGAAAUCACACGACUCCUGGAAUCUCUUGACCUGUCUGCGCUCCUGUCGCGAGCAAGCGAUUUACGCAACGGCAUUGCCUGCUCUACACCGCAACCUCUCGUGUACGACCGGUCAACCCGUUCGUCCGUAAUGGGAGGCAUGAAUUACCACGUAGAAAUCAACUUCGAGGACGGGGUUCAGUGGCUAGCACGGAUCCGAAGAUCCAACGCGACCUCACCGCCACUCGACCUGCGUGAUUAUAUCAUGCAGAGCGAAGUGGCAACUCUUCAAUUUCUGGGAAAGACAAAGGUCCCUGCGCCAAAGGUGUUUGAUUACGGUCUCCAUGGGCAAACUCCUAUCGGGGUCGGAUACAUCCUCAUGGAGAAGCUCCCAGGGAAGUCCUUGCGCUGGUCCCUUGCCUCUCCGGAGCAACGGAGAAAAGUCAUGACCCAGCUGGCGGAUAUUUAUAUCGAGUUGGAAUCAUUCCCCUUCGAUGUCAUGGGGUCUCUUGGCCAACCAGCGACUGACCAUAUUGGACCCUUUGCGCGAGAGUCCUUGACGGAGUACAUCGACUCGCGGAUGGUUCCUCUCGGGCCUUAUAAUAAUCCUCGAGACUAUCUCCGCUCCAGCAUUGAGCUCAAUAUGCGAUUGAUUACGAAAGGAGAAAGCUACGCGGAGCGAGAAAUCGACGCAUACCUAGUCCAUCGAUUCCUGGUCGACUGUAUCCCCGACGUCCUGGUCUCACACGGCUUCGACGACGGGCGAUUCUACCUCCGCCAUGCAGACGACAAAGGAGACCACCUUCUCAUCGACGACGGGUAUAACAUCACAGGAAUCGUCGACUGGGAAUGGGCCUACACGGACAGCAAAUCCGCGGCGUUUAAAUCCCCCAUGAUGCUUCUUCCCGUGGCGGACUUUUACAACGGGGUCAAUGACACCGGUGAGGAUGAGUUGACAUUUGCAGCCAUUUUAGAGGAGAAAGGCAAUACGGGUCUGGCAGAAAUCGUGAGGAACGGGCGCCUGCUUCAUCGGUUCCAGUUCUGUUGCGGAUACGACUUCUCCGACUGGGAGGGUUUUCUGGGUCUUUUUCAAGGCCUCCGGGAUGGUUUGGGUAGAGACGCUCAUCUGGGCUGGGAGGAUUGGAGGCAGGUCGCUUUGCGUAGGUAUGCGGGCGAUGAGCAGUUGGAGAUGUUGCUGGGGAGGACGGGUUGAGAAUUGCCGGUCUCGGCUAUUGGGUUGUUUACUGAUGAGCCGGUGAUUAAUCUAUC
Messenger RNA from Aspergillus steynii IBT 23096, 1379 nucleotides. Its product is annotated as phosphotransferase family protein. The transcript has 2 exons. Lineage: Eukaryota; Fungi; Ascomycota; Eurotiomycetes; Eurotiales; Aspergillaceae. Bases 16 to 1323 code for a protein of 435 amino acids. The record is from RefSeq and is a predicted model, not a curated record.